This is a messenger RNA of Gavialis gangeticus (Gharial), 966 nucleotides long. RefSeq names its product histone H1-like. Gene Ontology annotation, molecular function: DNA binding; structural constituent of chromatin. NCBI's taxonomy places the organism in Eukaryota, Metazoa, Chordata, Crocodylia, Gavialidae. Gene Ontology annotation, biological process: nucleosome assembly. The record is from RefSeq and is a predicted model, not a curated record. Gene Ontology annotation, cellular component: nucleosome.
UUUGACUCCUAAGAAACACAAACUAAGCGGAGAGAAGAGUCCUUUCUGUUGCAGCUGGGCGGGCUCUGUAACGCACCAAUCACGGGGCAGCUCGUCUCUAUAAAUACCAGGCAUCUGACUUGCGCUAGCCAUUGUUUUUUUUCUGAUUCGUGGAGGACGUUCGCCGCUAUGUCGGAGACCGCGCCUGUUGCCGCUCCUGCUGUGUCUGCUCCUGGGGCGAAAGCCACCGCCAAGAAGGCGAAGAAGGCUGCGGGCGGUUCCAAGGCCCGCAAGCCCGCGGGGCCCAGCGUGACCGAGCUGAUCACUCAGGCCGUGUCCGCCUCCAAGGAGCGAAAGGGGUUGUCCCUGGCUGCGCUCAAGAAGGCGCUGGCAGCCGGCGGCUACGAUGUGGAGAAGAACAACAGUCGCAUCAAGCUGGGGCUCCGGAGCCUGGUGAACAAGGGCAUCCUGGUGCAGACCAAGGGCACUGGCGCCUCGGGCUCCUUCAAGCUGAAUAAGAAGCCAGGUGAAACCAAGGAGAAAGCAACCAAGAAAAAGACAACGACAGCCAAGCCUAAGAAGGCGGCGGCCAAGAAGCCCGCCAGCGCAGCCAAAAAACCCAAGAAGGCGGCGGCCGUGAAGAAGAGCCCCAAGAAAGCCAAGAAGCCGGCGGCCGCCGCGGCCAAGAAGAGCGCGGCCAAGAGCCCCAAGAAGGCCAAGGCUGCCAAGCCCAAGCGGGCCGCCAAGAGCCCGGCCAAGGCCAAGGCGGUGAAGCCCAAGGCUGCCAAGCCCAAGGCAGCCAAGCCCAAGGCAGCCAAGGCCAAGAAGGCGGCGCCCAAGAAGAAGUAAAGCGGCUUCUGAAAUUAUUCAUGCAAACCCAACGGCUCUUUUAAGAGCCACCCACCUCUUCCUAAAAGGAGCUGAAAUACUCUUGCUUACAGCACCAGUAGCGUGUACCGCCAGCCCCGUAGUGCCCGGGGCGAGGUG